GUACUUCCGCAUUUGUAGGCUUUCUGGUUUGGAAAGUGUGGAUGUAAAGUGUGGUUUUAAAAAAUGGAAACUAAAGGAGUAAAAGCGAUUAUUUUUGACCUGGACAACACCCUGAUCGACACGAGCGGCGCAGGAGUGGUGGCUCUUCAAAAGGUGGGCGAACUUCUAAAAUCCAGCUUGAGCCUUGAUGAUGCUUCCAUUGAAACCAUUUGCAACCGAUUCAAACAAAAACUUUACAAUGAAGUUUUCAACCCAGCGAUGGGAAAAAACAUUGACCAAGUUCGCUCUUUGCACUGGGAAGAAAGCAUCCAAGAGACUGUGGGCUCCUGUCCUAAUGAAUCUUUAGGUUCGGACUGCUACAAAUUAUGGAAAUUAACCCGUCUACAACUGCUCACCAUGUCUCCGGAAGUCCAAGCGCUACUUAAAGAUCUGAGAACGAAAUAUAAACUGCUUCUUUUGACCAAUGGCGAAACGCAAACUCAGCGGGAGAAGGUUGAAGUUUCAAACUGUGAGGAGUUUUUUGAUGAGGUUGUUGUGGGAGGAGAACAGGUGGAGCAGAAACCGUCCGUGUCCAUUUUUCGGUUGUGUCUUGAGAUGCUGGGAGUGGAAGCUCAUGAUUGUAUUAUAGUGGGGGAUUCACUGGAUACAGAUAUACAGGGCGGGCUGAAGGCACAUCUCAAAGCUACAGUUUGGAUUAAAAGGGCAGAGGCCAAUGAGAGUAAUGUUAUCAAACCACACUACACUGUAGCAAAUGUACUGGAGCUGCCACAAGUACUGGCUCACCUCAAUUAGACUAGUGUUUUCCAGCUGGAGGUAUGGGGGCUCUAGCACUGACCAGGGGAUAUGUGGAAUGAUUUAUGAUUUAAACUAUGCAAAAUCAACUUUAAUGAGCGUUUUACCAUGUUAUAACACUAUUCCCUAAUUAUUGGCUUACUCAAAGUUGCAUUUUGAUUGGUUCAUAUCUGUUGUAAUCCUUUAUUGUCCUCCGUACCUCCGUGCACAUUCCUGUUCCUGUAAGUUGUAACUAUUUGGCAAAUUAAGUUCUAAAAGGUCACAUACCCAUUUUUCAAAAUCUGCUUGAUACCAAUGAUCUGUAACGUUCAUGCUUGGUACAGUCAAAUGCUACUGUGAAGAGACAAGGCUUCUCACUUCUGCGGUUUUGAACAUCCAAGUCACUCUAUGCAUUCACUUAUAUCUGGAGUUUAUCUCAUGUCAGAUGCCCUUCCUGGCCUGAUCAUUGCUGUUCAUUCUGGCUUGGGACUCUUUGUAGCUGGGUUGUUUUCUUUAUGAAAAUUACUUGAUGUAUUUUUUACUUUAUCCAUUUUUCUCGUUCCACAUUUAUCUGAAAAUUGUAUUACAUAUUUUUAUCUGUUUUUGGAUACAUUUUAAUUAAGCAUUUUAAUGAAAUGUUUUACUUAGGUUUGUUAGUUGUCAUUGGAGUAGAUAUUAAAAAUCUCUCUCUAAGAGCCUUCAUUCCUUAGAUUAAUUUCUUUAAAUUGCAUCUUGUCAUGAGGCAAAAAAUAUCUCUUUUCCUGUGUGCUCUUCCCCCUCCCUCACCUGUCUGAACCUGGAGCUGGGCGGAGCCCUCAGCUCCUCCCGCGCGCACCUGUGUCCCAUCAGGGUAAUCACCACCACCUGCUGUGCUUAAGAGGAGCUGGGAGAAGACACUCGGUGCCAGAUUGUCCGCGUGUCAACGUUCCGGUUCACCUGACCUCCCUGGCUUCUGGCUCUGUUCCUGACUCCGCGCUCCAGCUCUGGUAUUGUCAACUCCUUACCUCCACCUCCCUGUCUCGUCCUGGACCCCGGCAGUACCAUGCCCCGGCUCCGGUUCCUGCACUCCUGUCUGCUCAGGCUCUGCUUCCUCCGGUUCUGUUCCCAGUCUGGUCUGCGCCCCGCUCCCGGCGGAUCCCUGUUCCCGUCUCAGCGUCUCCCCUGGCUCUUGCUCACGCCCUGCCCGCGUCUCUUGUUGGAUUAUUGGACUAUUGUUUGUAUUUAUCACUAACUGUAAAUAAAACACUGUAAACCUG
Periophthalmus magnuspinnatus is the source of this 2027-nucleotide messenger RNA. It is a transcript of the gene nanp, whose product is annotated as N-acetylneuraminic acid phosphatase. The record is from RefSeq and is a predicted model, not a curated record. Bases 64 to 792 code for a protein of 242 amino acids. The transcript is spliced from 3 exons. Gene Ontology annotation, molecular function: hydrolase activity. Lineage: Eukaryota; Metazoa; Chordata; Actinopteri; Gobiiformes; Gobiidae.